CAUCGAAACCACAAAAAACAGUCUAGGAAGAUAAAAAGUAUGUAGGACCCUGCAAACACCCACAGCGCCUCACAGCGCGCGCUCGCUCAGUGAUUCUUACCUCAUCGAGCAUAAUUACGACCUCGGAAACAAUGCAUGAUAUCUGGCAUCCACACUCGUGGCGUGGACGUAUGCCAAAGUAUUUUAUAUUACAGCUGGCAAGUUCGUUUGAUUCUCUGAACCCACCUCCAAAAUGUCCCUCACUACAGGCCAACUGGAAGAAGGUCUAAGCAAACUUCAGAUCACUAACUCAAGAACACCGUCUACCCCGGAGCAAUGGGUGCCCUCCAAAUACAGCUCAGACAUAUCUCAGUACGUCCUCGUAAGGCCUCCCCGGGCCCCAUGCGGUCAUCGUCAGCUGUUUGGUUUUCCUAUUACCAUGAAGGAAAUUAGGGACCUGGGUGCCAUUGCUUUCCACCAUGUUCAGCCAGACGAGAUAGUACCGGAUGACCACUUCUUCCUCACCAUGAACUCCUAUACCUUCAUUAAGCUAUCUCUUGGUCUUCGUGUUUGCAUUUCCGCACAUGGCAAGGUGGUUGGAGACUCGGAUAAUAUCCCACCGCAAUGUUUGACGCCGUCGGGAAAGGUGCUGUUGUUAGUAUUGUGGAGGGAUACAGAACCCGAGGCUACCUGUCCCACGCCCAGUCAAGUGCGUGCCCUGGAGACGAAGAUUGGGCGCUUACCGGGAUGGUGGGUAGAAAUCCCACAAUUUGGAUGAGUACUUAUUCCGCCAUCGUUCUAUCACUGGCUGUGUCGCCUACCCCACUUGUACCUACCCAUUUUAUUCAGUUUCUGCCAU
Suillus clintonianus is the source of this 838-nucleotide messenger RNA. RefSeq lists its product as uncharacterized. The record is from RefSeq and is a predicted model, not a curated record. NCBI's taxonomy places the organism in Eukaryota, Fungi, Basidiomycota, Agaricomycetes, Boletales, Suillaceae. The transcript has 4 exons. The coding region runs from base 233 to 757 and encodes 174 amino acids.